Molecule: messenger RNA, 1245 nt
Organism: Aspergillus calidoustus
Lineage: Eukaryota; Fungi; Ascomycota; Eurotiomycetes; Eurotiales; Aspergillaceae
Source: the annotation of a GenBank genome assembly
UGCGCCAGCUUCCACAAUGACGGCAAUGGAUGGGUACCUUCUAUUUUGGGAAGUAACAACUUGCAGCAGGUGCCUGACCGGCCAUCCCUUCCACUUGAAGUAGGAACACGAGCAGACUGGUUUUCCAACAACUCCCACCACCUCAUUCCUUUUCUUUCCCCAGCUUCAACCUGUUACCCUGUCCUUGCUAUCACCCUCGGUAGCAUUUCUACCAGGGACUAACCCUCCAGACGACUCUGACAUCUUUACUACCCGAACCUGUUACCCUGUCCUUGUUAUCACCCUCAGCAUUUCCACCAGGGACCAACUAUCUUAACCUUCCCAUAACCUGGCAGCGAUCUACCGCAUCGUGGCAAGAUGUUGAAACGAAGCGCGGAACAGACGCUCGGAAGAAGUCCCAAGAAAGCGAAAUUACAGACAGUUGUCGGAAUAAUCUACCGCCCUGACCUCGUCAGCAGCGGCGAUUCUGACUCACUUCACCAAGACCUCAUCUCGACUCCUAUCAAACUACACGACAAGGGAAUUUUGGGCAACGAUAUGGGCGAACGGCUCCUCGGGGACAUGGAGACCAUCAUGGAGACACUGGCGACAAUCAAAGCCGACCACAUUGCUCUCAAAGCCGACCACACUGCUCUCAAGGCCGACCACAUUGCUACCGAAGGCGACCUCUGUGAACUUAGAGCAAAAACCGGUAAACUCGAAGCCGAGAGCGACGAAAUGCAGACGCUCAUGUCGUCGACAUUCCCAGUACGACAAAAGAUACUGGAAGAGCAAGUUGGCUUUCAGGGACGCAGUCGACAAAAACUACUUGCCAAGCGAAAUGCUGAGGCACAUGGAGGAAACAUCAUUUCGGACUCGUUCAUGUUGCGACUCAAAGCCGCUUCCAAAAGAGAGACGACGGAAGACGCGCAGCAUGAGAUGACCGCAUGGAAAGUAGGAUUCAAAAUCUGUUAUCAUGUUGAACCUUGGAAAGGCCGGUACUCUCAUGUUUCUGAUGAUAGCGUUGUUCACCGAAUCCGCAGCGCGCCAAAGGCUGUUGUUGAAGCCUUCAACAUGCACGCUAAUUGCGUUACCUUGCAAGCCUUUCAGAAGAUUUCCGCCGAACGCCGGUCAACAUUCAGGGAUAAAUGCCGUGCCUUUGUCAAGCCAUGGAUUGAGCGAAGACGCAUAGAUACGGAGAGUCUCGACACGGAGUUGGAGGAAAUCGUUGAGGAGUACGAUGACAUAAUGGGUAUGUCGGUCUAG